AUGAGCUCUCAAGUAGUAAAAAAAGGUUACAUUUCGGUGAAGGAAGAUGGGCUAAGGGCGUGGAUUUGGUCAAAAAGAUGGAUGCAACUCAGAGAACAGACACUCACGUUCCAUCGCAAUGAGAAUACAUAUCAAGCAAUAGCUUUAGUUUUUUUGAAAGAAAUUACAAGUGUCCAACGUACAGAUUUAAAACCUUAUUGUUUAGAAAUUCAAACCAAAGAUAAAACGUAUUAUUUAUCAUGCAAAAAUGACGAAGAAUUGUAUUCAUGGAUGGAUGAAAUUUAUUCGAGAUCACCACUUAGUGGGGUAUCUAAUCCUACGAAUUUCGUACAUAAUGUACAUGUAGGGUUUGAUCCCGUUAGUGGAGCAUUUACGGGACUCCCAGAACAAUGGACAAAACUUUUGACUGCAUCGGCUAUAACGAAGGAAGAUUAUGCAAAGAAUCCACAGGCCGUUUUGGAUGUUUUAGAAUUCUACACUGAAAAUCAAAAACGUGAGCGUGAAGAAUUUGGCGAUAGUGGUUUUUUAGGACAAAUACCCGGAUUUCCGAACAGUUCUGAUGAUAAAUGGGCAGAUUUAUUGCCUAAAAAUAAUAAUUCGCAGAAUAAUCAGCAGCAGAUGUCGCUAAACAAUGACAAUUCAAAUGGAUAUGAUAUGUCAAAAAUAUCGCCGAAUCACCAUCCUGGGAAUGGUGGUAUGAAUGGAGGCGCGAAACAAAUGGAUCAAAAGACAUCUAACAAAAAUAAUAUGAAAAUAGAUACUGCGGAUCCUAUGCAAAAACUGUAUUAUGAUGAUACACGCCCAGAUACACCACCCACUCGACCACCAAUUACGCCCAGACCGCCACAUACGCUCAGUCAGCAACAGAAUCAAGUUACUCCUGUGUCCCCAAUUUCGCCACAACCACAACCUCUAGCCCAGCCUCCUAAACAAGUUGCAAAUCCAAAUAAACCAUCACCUAAUGCACAGCCAUCUGCAAAAAAAGCCGCUGCUGCUGAACGCAGAAUCAGCACAAUGACGGAAGCACAAAUCAUGGAAAAAUUACGAUCUGUAGUCUCGUCAGGUGACCCUACAACUUUAUACAGUAAAAUUAAGAAGGUUGGACAAGGAGCGUCUGGUUCAGUUUAUGUCGCCAAAUCUCAUAGCAAUAAUGCGAAAGUUGCUAUAAAACAAAUGGAUCUUUCUCAUCAGCCUCGAAAAGAAUUGAUUGUUAAUGAAAUUUUGGUAAUGAAAGAAUCUCAGCACCCAAAUAUUGUAAAUUAUUUAGAUUCAUUUUUAGUCAAACAAAGUGAAUUAUGGGUAGUAAUGGAAUAUAUGGAGGGUGGUGCUUUAACCGAUGUUAUUGAUAAUAAUUCAUUAGAGGAAGACCAAAUUGCUGCCAUUUGUUUUGAGACAUGUAAAGGUCUUCAACAUCUUCACGGUCAAAAUAUCAUCCAUCGUGAUAUAAAAAGUGAUAAUGUUUUAUUGGAUGCUUAUGGCCACGUCAAAAUUACCGAUUUUGGUUUUUGCGCCAAACUUACAGACCAAAAAAAUAAACGAGCAACCAUGGUUGGUACUCCAUAUUGGAUGGCACCUGAAGUCGUCAAACAAAAAGAAUACGGGGCUAAAGUUGACAUUUGGUCACUUGGUAUAAUGGCAAUUGAAAUGAUAGAGAAUGAGCCACCGUACUUGGAUGAGGAACCACUAAAAGCAUUAUACUUGAUUGCUACAAAUGGAACUCCAACAUUGAAAAGACCGGAAAAAUUAUCUCGAGAUCUUAAAAGCUUUUUGGCUGUAUGUUUAUGCGUAGAUGUUAAAAGUAGAGCAACUGCCUUGGAACUUUUAGAUCACGAGUUUCUCAAAAAAUCGUGCCCACUUACGGACUUGGCACCUUUGCUAAAAUUCAAAACCGCAAAAGAUGGCAGAGCGUAA
This is a messenger RNA of Ambispora gerdemannii, 1911 nucleotides long. Lineage: Eukaryota; Fungi; Glomeromycota; Glomeromycetes; Archaeosporales; Ambisporaceae. The record is from the annotation of a GenBank genome assembly.